Messenger RNA from Amphibalanus amphitrite, 3185 nucleotides. RefSeq names its product rap1 GTPase-activating protein 1-like. The transcript has 12 exons. The coding region runs from base 399 to 2537 and encodes 712 amino acids. The record is from RefSeq and is a predicted model, not a curated record. Gene Ontology annotation, molecular function: protein binding; GTPase activator activity. Gene Ontology annotation, cellular component: cytoplasm. Lineage: Eukaryota; Metazoa; Arthropoda; Thecostraca; Balanomorpha; Balanidae. Gene Ontology annotation, biological process: regulation of small GTPase mediated signal transduction; activation of GTPase activity.
ACUGGGCUGGUAUGUGUGCGCGUUCCUGGCGAGGUCCAGCGGCCGGCGCGUGGCUGUCCGCCGCCGCGCCGCCGCCGCGGCUCGUCGUUGGAGGGCGCUGAGGUGCGGUACGUCGCCGCUCGGCGAGGGCGCCAGGCCGGCCGGCAGUCGGCGCCGGCGCUACGGACGUGCAGGCCGGGCGCCUCGCGCCGCGAGCGAGCAGUGGCGCGCGAGAGCCAGCGAGCGAGAGUGAGACAGAGCGAGAGAACCAGAGUGAGCUAAGUGAGCAGGGGAGCUGAGCGAGGGCUGCGUGACGCUGACAGUGAGAGAGGGAUACCGGCAGUGCUGAGACGGGCCUGGGGCCGGUGUGAGACAGACCGUCAGGUCACGGUUGGGAGCCGCACUCGGCUCGGGCAGUCAUGCGGACCUUUAUGACCCAGACCAGCGUGAACUUGGAGCAGCGACCCCGCCCUCUCACCAGACGAGUUGGCUCGGAUGGCCAGGUGUAUUGCGCCAGCCAUGCGGCUCAUCAUACCGAAGACGAGUUCAAGAGCGAUCCGCAGGACUUUAUCGAGCUGUUGGCGCGCCUGCAGAACAGCCGGCUGGACGACCAGCGGUGUGUGUUGCCAGCUUACUUCAGCGGACCGCCGUCGAAGGAGGACCCGCCGAAGCCGCCGCCCGACAAGCGGUGUCCGUCCGAGAUGCUGCAGCAGGCGCUGCGCCGAGGCCCGCCCUACCCCAUGGUGCUCACCAGGCCUGACGACGAGUACUGGGUGGACGGAACCGAGCACGACACGCCGCUGGACGCGCGCGGCGAGCCCGUGCUGCCCGCGCACAGCUGGAAGCCAAAGAUCGAGUGCGACGAGACGGCCAAGUGCUACCGGAGACACUUCCUCGGCAAGGAGCACAUGAACUGGUACGGCGAGGACGAGCUGCUCGGUCCGCUGGUGCUCUCCAUCAAGCCGGAGCAGAUCUCGUCCCAGGAGCACCUGCGGCUCAUCCUGCGGCUGCGCAGCGGCACUUGUCACGAACUGGUGCCCUGCUCCUGCCUCGGUGACGCGCCCACGCCAGCCCGAAUGGCCAAGCUGCUGAACGACGAGCUGACGGUGGAGCGUCUGGAGCCCGUCCUGGCGCCGGGCACCUCGUCCCUGCUGCUCGCCUACGACGAGCACGUGCUAGUCAACCACUUCAAGUUCGGCGUCAUCUACCAGCGGCACGGCCAGACGCGCGAGGAGGAGCUCUUCGGCAACCGCAGUCACAGCCAGGCCAUGGACGAGUUCCUCGAGAUGCUCGGCAGGAGGAUCCCGCUCAAGGAUCACAAGGGGUACCGGGGUGGCCUGGACACGCAGCACGGUCAGACCGGCGAGGAGACUGUCUACGACACGUUCAAGGACCGCGAGGUGAUGCUGCACGUCUCCACACUGCUGCCCUAUACUGAGAACGACCCGCAGCAGCUGCAGCGGAAACGGCAUAUCGGUAACGACAUUGUGGCCAUCGUGUUUCAAGAGGCGAACACGCCGUUCGCUCCUGAGAUGAUCGCCUCGCACUUCCUCCACGCCUACAUCGUGGUCCAAGUCAUCGACCCUUGCACGAGUAAUACAAGGUACAAGGUGAGCGUGGUGGCUCGGAACGACGUGCCGUUCUUCGGUCCCACUCUGCCGAGUCCCGCCGUCUUCAGGAAGGGACCCGAGCUCAGGGAGUUCCUGCUCACCAAACUGAUCAACGCCGAGAACGCCUGCUACAAGGCGGAGAAGUUCGCCAAACUGGAGAUGCGGACUCGCACCUCUCUGCUGGCCAAUCUGGUGGACGAGGUACGGCUGCGGAGUCUGCAGUUCUGCGGCCUGCAACCGGCGCCGGCCAGCGGCGCUGACCUGCCCCGCGAGUCCUCGUCCGGCCUGCUCAGCACGGUCCGUAAGGCGCUCACCUCGCGCUCCAAGAGCCAGCCGGACGACCGGCGCCGGCCGCCGCCAAGCCCGGCCGCCGACGGCGGACUGGUGUUCCGCGCGCACAAACCGCUCACCAAGCGCACCUCGUCCGGCGCCUCCAACAAGGACACGCUCAGCUCCGUGUCCAGCCAGCAGUCCAGCUACCGGACCUGCAGCUCUGCCUCGUCCAGCCCGGACGCCACCCCGCACAGGACACAGAGGAUCACUAUGUCGGAGAGCGACGACUCGUCGCUCAACUCUGUGGACCUGGAGCCGGCCGGUUACCAUGGCAACGGCUACCACGACGACUCGGACACGGGCAUGGAGAGCAUGGGAUCGGCGGAGAACAAGCGGCUCUCGUGCUCGUUCUGCGCCGAGGAGCCGAGUGACGCGGCGGCCGCCGCGGCCGCCAGCGACAUGGUCAAACAGAUGGAGAGGCUACGCGCUGAAGUCAGCGCCCUCAAGAAUGACAAGCUCGACCUCCUCAGGCAAAAUGUGACAUGCCAGAGGGACAUCAAGAAGCUGAAGGCGAACGAGAUGAAGCUGCAGCAGGACAUGACGUCAGCCAGUCGAGAAAUCGCCAGGCUUCGUGCGCUCGUGAAAGACUUUGGCACCGAGCUGUCGGCCGUGUAAGCUUGUGAUUGGUCGGCGCCGCUCACCGCUGACUGUUGAUUGGCCGACACCGCUCACAGGUGAUCGCUGAUUGGCUAUCGCUGUGUGACGCUUUGCGGGCCGUUUCGACCCGCGCUCGAUCCAAAGAAAAGUGAAUAAUCGUUGUUUGCGCUUGAAUCAUGCUCUAUAUAGUAAUUGCCGUGUCGCCUCGCAUUCCGCGCAUUUGAGAAGAGUGUACAAAUGGGUUUGUGUUCAUGCUGUUCUCCUCUGCUGGCAUCGCGGCGCACUGCGGCGUGGCGCGGCGCGGCGCGCGCGCCGGCCUGCUUAGUCCCCGGCCGGCGCCCAUUUAGUCAAUUCAUUUGCAUGUAGCACAGGGCAGUGUUGCGUCGGCGGCCGUACCUGCCGCGUUCGGGAGCACCGUUACAUAUUUAUUGUCCAACAGCAAUGUGCACGCUGCGCGGCGCCGCCUGCGUGCGGCUAUUUUCGUACUGGCACCGGCGGCCGCGGGUGGGUACUGGGUGGGUCACCGCCCCGACACCCCCGGGCCGGCCGCAGUACAGGACGCAUUCAGUCCUCGGUGUACGUCAAUGUGAUCUGAGCAUGGGAUAGUCCUUAUCGUAUAUGUGUAUGUUCUCUGUGAACUUGCGAGAAUACACGUGCGAGGUUUUA